Danio rerio (zebrafish) is the source of this 3945-nucleotide messenger RNA. The record is from RefSeq and is a predicted model, not a curated record. NCBI's taxonomy places the organism in Eukaryota, Metazoa, Chordata, Actinopteri, Cypriniformes, Danionidae.
AGGAAGGGAGAAAUCACAGUAAAUCCUCAAAAUGGAUUCUGGGCUGUGGGUCUGAGGAAUGAGAGUGAAUAUAAAGCCUGUACUGGUCCAGCUGUCUCCCUCUCUCUGAGAGUGAAACCGCAGAAGCUAUGUCAUCCUCCAGUAGUGUUCUGUUUGAGGAGCUUCACUGUUCAGUGUGUCGGAAUGUGUUCACUGAUCCCGUCAGCACUCCAUGUGGACACAACUUCUGUAAGAGCUGCCUGAACACGAGCUGGGAGAACAGUCAGAACUGCAUCUGUCCAUUGUGUACUGAAACAUUCAGUAAAAGACACAAGCUCAAAACCAACACGACACUUAGAGACAUCGUGAAGCUUUUUGAUGAAAGGUAUAGCCUCAGAAUAUCUGGGGUUCUCUGUGACAUCUGUGAUGGGAGAAAGAUGAAAGCCAUGAAGUCCUGUCUGACAUGUCAGACCUCUUUCUGUGAAACUCACCUGGAGCCUCAUAGGAGAGUCCCGAACUUCAAGAAACACAAACUAAUGGAGCCUGUGAAGAAUAUGAAAGAAUAUAUUUGUCAGAAACAUGACACACCUCUGGAGCUGUUCUGUAGAGAUGAUCAGAUGUGUGUUUGUGUGUUUUGCACUGACGGAGACCACAAGACUCACCACACUGUUCCUCUAGAGGAGGAGAGUAAAGAGAAGAAGAUUCAGAUGAUAAAGACUCAAAAAGAUCUACAGAGUAUGAUCGAGGACAGAAUUGGGAAGAUUCAAGACAUCAAACACUCAGCAGAACACAGGAAGAAAAACACAGCACGGGAGAAAGUGUCAUGUGUUGAGCUUUUUAGUGAUCUGCUGCGCUCCCUUGAGAGAUGUCAGGCCGAGCUGCUGAAGAUCAUAGAGGAGAAGCAGAAAGCAGCAGAGAAACAGGAGGAAGAGCUGAUUCAAGAGCUGCAGCAGGAAAUCACUGAGCUCAAGAUGAGAAACACUGAGCUGGAUCAUCUCUCAAGCACUGAGGAUCAUCUUCAGCUCCUACAGAUUUACCCAUCCAUAUGCAGCCCACCAAACAGCAGGAACUGGUCUGAGAUCAGUAUAAACACUGAUGUGAGUGUGGAGAUGCUGAGGACGGCUCUGACUCAACUGCAGGAAACUCUAGACAAGAAACUAAGUGAAGCUGUGUUGAGGAGGAUGCAGCAGUAUGCAGUGGAUGUAACUCUGGAUCCUGAUACAGCUCAUCCAUGUCUCAUCCUUUCUAAUGAUGGGAAACAAGUGAAAGAUGGAGAGAUUAAUCCAAAUAUCCCAAACAACGCAGAGAGGUUUGAUGAAUUUGUCUGUGUUCUGGGGAAAGAGGGAUUUUCUUCAGGGAAAUUUUAUUUUGAGGUGGAGGUAAAAGGAAAGACUGAGUGGGAUUUAGGAGUGGCCAAAGGAUCAGUUAACAGAAAGGGAAGAAUCAUAAUGAGUCCUCAGGAUGGAUUUUGGACAGUGGCUCUGAGAAAAAAGAAUAAAUAUUGGGCUUGCCCUUGUGUCCCGCUGUCUCUGAGACUGAAGCCACAGACAGUGGGGGUGUUUGUGGAUUAUGAGGAGGGUCUGGUCUCUUUCUAUGAUGUGGAGUCCAGAUCUCAUAUGUACUCUUUCACUGGUCAGUCUUUGUUUUUUCAGUCUGAGCAACUCCAUCCUUUCUUCAGCCCAUGUCUCUAUGAAGAAGGUAAAUAUUCAGCUCCGCUGAUCAUUUCACCUGUUAAUUUCAGUUAAUGAACACACAGCUCGGGUAAAAGAUUAUUUUGUACUAUGAAUCUAAAUAUGCAUGUUUGCUUUUUUUACAUUAUUAUUUUGUUCUUUGACAUUGGUAGAUCCUGUAACUACAUUAUUUGGCUGCAAAAUCAACAAAAAAAAAUCUAUUUAUUGUCCUGAAAGUUAUUUAUAUUUCAUACAAAAUACAAAGAAAUCUAAAAUUCACAUUCGUUUGAUUGUAAUUUCAUAGAUAAUAUGUGUUGACUAUUUCAGUUUUUUUGUCUUUUAAGAACAUUAACAGACUCUCCAGAUCAUUUUAUAACCAUUUUAUUGUUUAGUUUCUAAUUAUGACUAUUAUCUUUUCAUUUGUUUUGUAAAUCAGACAUUUACGCAUUCAAAUGCAACAACUUUCAAAUUAUUCAACAUAUUAAAGAUUUUAGACUGGUUAAGUUUUGACUCUUUAAAAAUCUGUCAUACAGAAUAGAUAUGAAAUGGGAAUAAAAGAGUUAAUCUGAGUUUGGUUUAUGAAUAAAUUAAUCAUAAAAUGUAAACAUGAGUUCAGCUUUAGGACUGAUGUAUGUGUGUGUAACAGCAGUGUUGAUGGCUAUUAUUAAACAGUACCCUGUAUACACACAUAUGCCACAAAGUAAAAUACAUCCUCACAGGUAAGAAAGGCUUUGAUAAGUAAACAGAAAUAUUGACAAUAAGAGAACAAAAACAGAAGCUCCACCGUACCUGCUUGAUGCUCAAGAACAAACAUUGUUGGUUCUGGUACAAAAGAUUUGUUUUGGGUGAAGUAGAUGCCCUUCACUAAUCAUUUGGGCCUUUUACAACCAAAAGAAAUACACACAUGUAUACACUCACAUGUAUACACUCAUUCAUUUAUGCAGAGAUCCAAUAGAUAUAUAACAUUCACAUAAAGAUGGUUGUGUUUCAUCUUCAGGGGCAUGAAGCACUAUAGUUAUUGUAAGUAGUUUUAUUUUGCAUAUGCUUAAGUUGUUUGUUUGUUGUGAAUUGUAACGUAUACAAAAGAUAGUGAUGUGCGGAUCGAUACUAAAAUAUUGAAAUUUCCGAGACCAGCUUAGUAUGUUUUAGAAUCGAUUAUCUUAUCAAAAUAUCGAUUUUUUUAUUCAUUCAGAUCAAAUGUGUAGUUUAUUGGAAAUAUAAAUGCAGCGGAAAGUAACCACAAUUACCCUAGUUUAUCUGAAUAAUGGCAACUUAGUUGGAACUACUUGUUCUUCCGCCUGCCAAGUCAUGUGCGUAAUAUGGCACUGUACAACUGCAGAGCACGCUAGCUAGCCACUCAGUCCACUCCACUGGCAUAUGUUCAGUCACACUAUCAUUAGAUGUGGGUGACCGCAAGUGAAGUAUGUGUGGAGCUACUUCACUUCCAUAAACUCAAACGAUGCAGUUUGUGACACGUGUAACAAAACAGCGAGGUACCUUUGUAAUAACACAAACCUAAUCAAACUCUAAAUAUAAAUCACAAGACAGAAUAUGACUCUGUCAUGACUAGGUGGUCAGAACAGGAGGAAAGGAGAGGCACAGGUGCUGCUAGGGCGAGACACUUUCACAGUCCUUAGGCUGUAUUUUUGGGGCUUGGGUUUUUGUAACAAUGAUAAAGAAACGGAAAAAGGUUCAAAAUCUUCAAGGGGACCGGAUUAACAAGUCACUAAAUUAAAAGGUGUAAAUGUUUAUUGUUUUAAUGUUGAAUGUUCAGGUAGGCGUUUUAAGAUAUACAUGCUCAGAUGCUGUCAAUAAAUAUGUAAAUUGGCUCUUUUGUUGUAUGUUAACUCUUCAUCAACAAACAAUAUACAAGAAUAACCCAUAAUAUGUCUCAUAAUCAGUAUGAAGUGACACUUUUAAGUACACUACUUGUCACUUUAAUUUACCGGAUUAAUUUUUAAUUUUUUUAAUUUUCGGAUCGGUAUCGCCAAUACUCGCCUCCAUUUUACUUGGUAUCGGAUCGGAUAGGAAACCAGUGGUAUCGCACAUCACUAACAAAAGACUGUGGGUAACUGGAAAAAGGAUACAACUGAUGGAUUAUUCAAAACUUGAGAAUUGAAUUGCGAUGUCCUUGAUGACUUAUCAUUUUAAAUACGUCUUACUUGGAUACAUGGAUUUAAUUAAGAAACACUGAAAUUGAACCCAGAACCAGAAAUGAAAUAAUCCUUUGCUUUAGCGUGUAAUAGACUACCAGUGCAGGUUACUAAUGCUGAAUUAUAUAAACUUUUAUUGAAAU